AUGGCGGAAACAAGCUCAAAAAUCCCUGUGACAGUUUUCACAGGAUUCCUUGGUUCUGGUAAAACAACUAUUAUUAUUUCUUUAUUGAAACGUGUUCCAAAGAGUUACAAAAUUUGUUUGUUAAAAAAUGAAUUUGGUGACAUGAAAGUUGAUAGUGAGCUGGUUCGUGAAAGUAAUAUUGAAGUCCAAGAGAUGUUAAAUGGUUGCCUUUGCUGUGUUCUAGUUGGUCAAAUGAAAACAGCUUUAUUGGAACUUAAAGGCGCAAUGAUUAUGAAUAAAAGCGAACCAACGACCAAAAAUUCUCAAAACACAACAGAAAAUCUAAAUGAGGCAGAUGAAUACAUACAAAUGGCCAUAAAAUUUCAUGAAUCAAAUGAAUUAGAGAAAGCAACUUAUUAUUUUAGAAUGGCUGCUGAUAGAAAUAGUCCUUUAGGUCUUUUCUUGUAUGGUAUAGCCUUAAGGCAUGGUUGGGGAUGUAAACCUGAUCCAAUGCUUGCUGUACAAUAUUUACGACAAGCUGCAAAUUCUGCAAUAUCUGAUCUACAAGCUACAGUUGAAGCAAAUCCAACUAUAGCACGUCAUGAAUUAGUAUUGGCAAUUUAUGAACUAGGUAUAUGUUUUCGUCAUGGUUGGGGCGUUGCAAAGAAUAAACAGAUGGCGGCACAUUAUUUCGAAAUGGCUGCAAAUUUUGGCGAUCCGGAUGCACAAAAUGAUUUAGCAUUUUGUUAUUUACAUGGCGAGGGUGUCAAAAAGGAUAUGAAAAAAGCUGCAAAAUAUUAUCGCAUGGCUGAUACGCAAGGUGCCGGUACCUUGGGAAAUUCAUGGAUUUAUAAAAAGAAAUAUGUCGAAGAUAAUAAAUGA
Molecule: messenger RNA, 861 nt
Organism: Entrophospora sp. SA101
Lineage: Eukaryota; Fungi; Glomeromycota; Glomeromycetes; Entrophosporales; Entrophosporaceae
Source: the annotation of a GenBank genome assembly